Molecule: messenger RNA, 3060 nt
Organism: Didymosphaeria variabile
Lineage: Eukaryota; Fungi; Ascomycota; Dothideomycetes; Pleosporales; Didymosphaeriaceae
Exons: 2
Coding region: 1-3060 (1019 amino acids)
Biological process (GO): Mo-molybdopterin cofactor biosynthetic process
Source: RefSeq, a predicted model, not a curated record
AUGCCCGACAGAGCUCGCUAUAAUGAAAGAAAAAAAAACAAAAUUCGUUGGAGAGCCGUCGAUGGACUUAGCAAAGCCACAGCCGGUUCUAAGACUGCACAAAUCGCGGCUAUCCGUAAGCAGAUCAAAGAUCUGGAAUGGCGGUUGAAGUUCACAAAAGAGAGCCCGCCGCACGUGGCCGACUCCAGUAAAUUUAAGGUGUGGCAGGAAAGAGUGUCAGCUAUAUCAGAAGAGAAGGCAAACCGAGAGAGCGCGCGUGCGAUGUGGCGCUGCAACAAGAAGAUUGCUUCUGCGGCGAUGAAGAACGAGGAGCAUCGCAAGAAGCUGGAGCACAACUGGAAGGCUAAGGUCCACGAACUCGAGUGCACGCUACUCACGUGCAAGUACCAACUUCGGCGGCACGCGCCGAACGGACCGGAGCGUUUAGAAGAUCUGGAUGCUGAGCAACUGCGACUAGACGAAAAGGCCGCGAAGUUGAGGGAGGAGACCAUGCAGGUGAAUGCGGCGGACGAAGCCCGAGCCGAGAAGAGCGCUGCUAAGAGAGCGGAGAGGAGGGAGAGGGAGAGCAGGAAGAAAGAUGAAGAGCGCCUCGAGAGGGGCCAUGCGAAGGUGCAGUGGGACGACUCUCUCUGUGCAACUUGGCGGAGGGACAUUAAAGCUGCUCAGAACGCCGAAGCAGAGGGGUCAAUAUUUUUGGACGCAGCUUUGUCGGCGCAAGAGACGGAAGUGCCUGAGAUGCAAAGCCUUGUUGAGCGCCGAGACGCACUGAAGAAGACGCUGCAGGAGACAAGCCGCCAAUUUGGGGAGGCAUCUACUCAAUUACCGCGGUUGCAAACACAAGAUUCAAAGGCGGAGAAGCUCAUCGCACAUUGGGAAGCGUUGAGAAGCCAAAGGGAACCUAUCACCCAGCAGUAUCCUCGCUUUCUUGAUCGGCAUAGAAAUUCAGGGCAAUUCAAACAUUUGCCGGAGGAAGAAGUUAGGGCCAUUGAAGGCAAUCUCCCUGAAGGUCACCCAGCAUCGCUCGAAGCGUCUUCAAACAGCUACAACAAUGCAAUAAUGCUAACCCCUGAGAAGCGACAGGCAUAUGAUGAUCGCAAGCCGUUGGAUAUGUCGCUGACAAUCGCCGAGCGCGAACGCGACUUAGAAAAAGCACUGAGUGCAGUGAGAGACGCGGUCAAUCAGCGGGAGAUCGAAUUGGGACGCAAAUUGACGCGCAACGAGUACGAACAUCUAAGGAGUAUCAAGAGGAGCGAGGAGUACAAGAGGAUGAGAACAAUGGAUUUUACAGGCGAAAACAAUACACGAAAAUUUGAGCCUACCGCUCGCGAUGGUGGACUUGUCCAUUCCCAGCUCGAGGAUAUCAUAUCUAAGCGGCAAGACCCCACCGCAGAAGUCCGGCAACAGCAAUUGCGCGAUAUACAGCAGUCUGUUGUGCACUUGAAGAAGCUGGCUUCUGCUGCGAAGGCUGACGGUUUUGGUCUGGCAACUGCGAGGAAGGUUGAAGAACUACUCCGCGAGCUGGAAAAAGAGGCCAUUACCGUUGAGCAGCAGACCGAACCCGCUGUCAAAUCCAAAGAGCCAGCUGAGGAAGCAGUGCCACUCAUCCGAUGGUCAAACCAGAAUCCCAACGCGAUCUCCCGCCAAUCUUCUAGGAAAGAGCAGGCAGAGAAGGCUGCUCCUGUUUCCGGUCAUUCGAACCAGCCCCAGCCCCUUCGUGCCUGGUUGAGCCCCUCGCCUGAAGUACCGCCAGUGCGUUCGCUGUCUGAUCAAUUGAAAGCGCAGCUCUCGCCCUCACAGCAAGUCAAGAUUGACGAUGACCUAACCGUCGAUGUCGAAGCCGACGUGCCAGAAUUGCAAAACCAGCUCUUCGAACUCAGCCAGAGGCUGAAGAAGGACUACCCCCUAAUGGAUACGUUACCAUACGACGUAUGGAAAUCGAAGCAGCGCAAAACGCUGCAGACAUGGCUGAAAAUUCUCGUCUGGAAGUGGCAGACGCGAAAUGAUGACAUGGCAGCUGAGAGCGCUGAGGCUGAUCCAGACGUCAGCCAGGACGUCCGAGCGCUGCUGGACCAAAUGAUCCUUGAUCACGAUCUCGACCAGCGAGCCGCAGCGCGCAUGGCGAAGCGAUGGGCAGAAGCCUUCGUACGAAAAGAAGUGAGGAAACUGGGUGUCGAACGAAGUGACGCCGCCGAAGAUCUUAAUUGGGCCCAGAUGGACGCUGGCCUGGGCUUUUUGCAGGACGAGGGCGCGGCCGUUGAUGAGGAGCGAGCGAAAGCCUGGGACACUGCCAAUGCGGCUAAGAAGGAUAAGAGGAAACCUAAGCAACACAUACCUGAGGAUCUGCCAUUUACAUGGAAAGGCAAAGGCCAAGGAUAUCGCAUCGGAGCUAACCACGCGUGGCAAGCCGUGAGCGCAAGCGCAUACCACACGCUUGCUUUCCGACGACAGUACUCUUCCAGGGAAGGCACAAGAAUACCGGAGGUUGAGAGAGACCCUUUUUCUUCAUCCGCAGACAGCCCUGACCCCCAACCCACACCAACGCUUCCGCAUCUGACAUCUUCGGGCGACGCACACAUGGUCUCCGUCUCUUCCAAACAGCACACACCUCGCACCGCCAUCGCCACCGGCACGAUCUGGUUCUCGAACCCCCAGCCGCUCUCCCUUAUCCACUCCGCCUCGAACAAGAAGGGAGACGUCCUGUCCGUCUCCCGCAUCGCAGGCAUCAUGGCCGCCAAACAGACGCCCUCACUCGUUCCACUCUGCCACCCCAUCUCGCUUACACACGUCGGCGUCACUCUACACACCUUUCCCUCAUCAUCCCCAGACCAUGAAAGAAAUUUCGGCGGCAUCGUGGUGGAGAGUAAAGUCCAGUGCGUCGGCCAAACAGGCGUAGAAAUGGAAGCACUAACAAGCGUGAUGGGCGCUGCUUUGAGUGUUGUGGAUAUGUGCAAGGCGGUAGAUAAGAGUAUUAGAAUCGACAAUAUCAGGGUCGUGUUGAAGGAGGGUGGGAGGAGCGGGACGUGGAGGGAGGAGGGGUGGGAAAGCAGGAGGGAAGAGUAG